UAUACAGUCCCAUCUUCCAUUAACCACAGAUCACAACACUCUCAAGCACAGAGCGUUAAAAAAAACCUAACUAGGAGAAAAUGAGGCAAUUCGAUCCGUGGCCGGUCUUCUUCCGUCGUGAAUGGAGCCGUAACUGGCCAUUCCUCGUCGGCUUCGCCGUCACCGGCGCUAUCAUCACCAAGCUCUCCCUCGGUUUCACUGAGGAGGAUAGGAAGAACUCUAAAUUUGCGAUGAGGCACAAGAAGUAA
This is a messenger RNA of Nicotiana attenuata, 248 nucleotides long. RefSeq lists its product as uncharacterized. The transcript is spliced from 2 exons. The coding region runs from base 81 to 248 and encodes 55 amino acids. The record is from RefSeq and is a predicted model, not a curated record. Lineage: Eukaryota; Viridiplantae; Streptophyta; Magnoliopsida; Solanales; Solanaceae.